CUGCCCACACGUGACGAACGUUCCCCCAAGUUCUUUUUACCUAUCCUAUCAACCGUCCACCUCCACCUCCAACAACAACAACAACAACAACUCUGUUUUUCUUCUCAACGAUUUUCCCGUGGAAGAAAACCGGGGUUUCUGAUCUUUGGUGGGAUUUUGUUCCCUUUUCUCUGCUUGCUUGGGGUCCGAUUCACCUACGAUCAUCUUCUGCAGCUCGAGCCGUUCAUUUUGGUUUGUGGGUAAGUUUCCUCUUGACAAAAAUCUUAUCUUUUCUCUAUUUUUUUGCAGGCUUGUUUUCCUUUUUGGUUUCUGCAGUGCACAUGGUGUUGCUUUAUAGUCGGCUGUACAUUCAUUGUGUCAUUGUUAAUGGAACGAGCUGCCAAUUCGUGUAUGAUGAUUGAUCAUUGGCGAAGCCGAUGGCCUUUUUCCAGAUCUAAUCAUUUGGGGUUUUGACUUGUGGUGUUUUCAUUUCUCUGAUCAUUAUGAUUUUUUGGAGAUCUGCUGCAGAAAGGGGUUUUCCAUUUUGGGCAUUUUUUGUUCUGAUCAUCUUACAAUUAAAUGGGUAAAGAAUCACGCUUCCUUGCCAAAUCUAUUAUAAUCCUGACUAAUUCCUAGUACCUGAUGUCUGAUGAUAUUGAUAGACCAGUAGGUGGAGCUACCUUAUGGUCCUUUUGCAAGUUCAGCUGUUUGAGGGUUCCCCAUAGCCAUAAGUAGUUCACCUACUGCUGCUUGUGCAGCCACGUUUAGGUGUCUUACUUAUCAAAUUCCUGAUGGCUGAUACAGAGUUACUCAAAAUGCACUAUGUAUGUCUUUUUCAGUGACGGAGUAAUGUUGGGGAGAAGAUAAGUUCUUGCAUGGGACAUGUGCACUGAAUUGAAAUAAUUGUUUACUACUUGUUGCAGGUGGGGUUUCAAAUCACUCAAGAAGAUAGCUGUACAUUACCAGCUGAAUUAGAUUCCAGCCCGGGAGAUUUAUUCUCGUUCCCGAGUGAGGAUCCAAAAGCAUAAAAAAAUGGUUCCGAAACUAGAAGCUAUCAAGGGUGGUGGUGGAUCCGUCAAAGUUGGAGCUACUGGAACAAUCAGUGCCCUCAUGACAAGGGAGCUCGAGUCCGCCAAAUCUUCGCCGCAAACAUCAAGUCCUCGUGAUCUUAAGAUCAGAACCGCUUCUGUUUCAGUUCCAUGUAAUGUUGUUACCACAACCCCUAGAAGGCUACAAGCAAAAAAGCCAGUGGAUGAAGCAAGUACCAGUGGCAGCAGAAGCCCCGAGGCAUUGAGGAGAGCGAAACAACAGGCUAAAGGAAGCCAUCGAGUGCCUAUGCUUGGCUCAGAUAAUCUCACCAUGGACAGAACUCCUAGCAGGGAGAAGAAGAACAACAAGAAGGUGAUUAACAUAGUCGAAGUUGUGGACAUCAAAUGUGGUAGCCCUGAUAGAGCAUGGGCCACCCCUCUAACAAGCAAACUCAAGAAGCUUGGUUUCUCAAAGCUAUCCGAGAGCGUGGUCUAGCUUGAGGGCUUGUAACUUCUUGGUGUCGGUUUCCGGGCUCUUAUAGCUUAACCCUGAAGCCCGUACAGGUCGGUUUUUGUCAGAUACAUCAACCAUGGAACAUAUACUCGGUAGUAGCCGGCUGCCUGCUUUCUUUUUCCUCUUUCUUGUUUGUACCACGGAUCCAGAGCUGGAUCUGGAUGGACUAGUACCAGCAGCAGCCGUUCCAGCACCACUAGACUGAGCCUUCUCCGAGCUUCCUCGGCUACUUGAAUGAAGCUGGCUUAGAUACCUGAUUUCCUGCAGGAUGAGGGAACUGAUAGUUCCUUUGGUGCCGAUUUCUACCGGAUCUUUUGCAGCUUUGUCUUCAUAAAACACCUCUGGCCGCUCUAGUGAUGGACUCAUUGGUGUUUCUUUCUUGGAUGGAGAGAAGUGGUGCUGGUUCUUGGUGGGGAAGGGCCCUUGUCAGUGAGAGCUAGUUGUUGAGGCCUUUACAUGACAUGAAUGAAUUCCUUGCCUCAUGUUCUUUAUCUGAAAGAAAGGCAGACAACAAUACUUUUAGAUGUUGUUUUUGUCAACAUGCUGGUCAUUGUAGUAAGUAUUCAUGUGAACUUUUGCCACCAACUAUGGAAAUCAUCAUGUGAAUUUUUGCCAACUUGUAUUCAUGCGAUUUCUACUGGUUUUAGGUGACAAUCACCAGCUUAACUUCACUUUCAACUUUCAAGUCACUGUCAAAUUUUGAUGCAAAGCUCAAGGCCAAGAAACAUUAUUAAUGGCGGUAUGUGUUCGUCCAAUUCUGGCAGCCUCGGUGUUUACUUUAUCAUGCCUUGAAGAAAGUGGCAAGAGAAAUAGAAGAAUGUCACAGAUCCUAUAGCCAUUUAUUCAAAAUUCAUUAGUUUCUUCAUAUUAUUAAACAAAGCAUCCAUAAUUUGAAUAACUAAUUUUUUACGAAUAGAAAAUAUUUUAAAUCUUAUCGACUCGAAGUUUUGGUCUAAAUUCAAACACAACAAUUUUUACAAUUUUCUACUUUUUGCUUUCUAUUAAUUUCUUUUUAUUAUUACUCUUUUGUACGGUUUCAUUAUCUAAUUUAUAUAGUUUGUGGUAUUGGUUUGGAUAUUUGUAUCAUAUGAUUUGUAUACGCUGUAAUAUUAGUUUAUAUAUUUUAUGAUAUGAUCCGGCUGGCUCUGGCUACCUUACGGAGCAAACAAAAGAUCCCCAAAUCACACUGCCUGUAUGAACAAACAAACUUUGCACAAUCAACUUACGUCGAAAAGAUUCCAUGCCAAUAGACUCGUGACAUCCAUGUACCUGUGUGAUGCAAUUCUUUAGCGGGGAAGUUUUCGUUAGCUGGUAUAAGCCACCCUUCUGUAUAACUUGCGCCGGGAAGGAAUAGAAAGCGGGGAGAAGGUUGGGUUAGGUGUUGUCUCUAGCCUUGCGCUUCGGUUGACCAUUCUUUCGCCCUACAUCUGGGGUUUUUUUUUAUUGUUUAGCGAGAAAGUCUAUUCUCAUUUCCUUAUCUUUCUAUUAGUUUCAUGUAAUCAAGCUCUGUUUGUAGAAAAGUUUGUGAAAAGAAAGUGAAAGGCGAGAACCCGCUCUCUGUCAAGCUCCAGAAGUGGUCGAUGGGAAGAGAGAAAUGAUUGAUAGAAGACCACCUACUCGAAGCAAGUUCUCCUCCGGCUAAUGAAGAUAAAUGUUUUAAAGGGAAUUCUGACUUAGUAGAUGGCCCCGCGCUCUAGCGAACCAUAAGAGCCGAUGGACAUCCAGUAUUUGUUUGUACACUUUUUUAUUAUGGUUUGUAUGUUUUGUAUUUCAAGUUUAUACACUUCUAUUUUAUAUUUUAUCUGAUUAAAAAUAAAUAAUUAAACUUAUAAUUAGGUAAUGAAAUUGGCUCAUAUCU
This is a messenger RNA of Linum trigynum, 3379 nucleotides long. The record is from the annotation of a GenBank genome assembly. Lineage: Eukaryota; Viridiplantae; Streptophyta; Magnoliopsida; Malpighiales; Linaceae.